UAAAAGGCGCAUUCGUCGCCCCAUCAUCUAUCCGGCACCCUUCUCAUCCUCACUUCCUUUUUCCUACCAUAUAACCUUCUGAAACUCUUAACAAGAACACCAUCAUGGUUUUGAAACUCUACGGCUUUCCCAUCUCCACUUGCACACGCACUGUAGCGGCCACAUGCAAGGAGCUCAAUAUCCCGUAUGAAUUUAUCAACGUUGACUUGGCUGGCGGCGAGCACAAAACGGCCGAGUUCACUGCGGUACAUCCCUUUGGCCAGAUCCCUUACAUCGACGAGGAUGGUUUCAAGCUUUUUGAAUCACGCGCCAUCUCGCGCUACCUUGCCAAGAAAUAUGCCGGAAAUGGCCCGAAGUUGAUUCCUACUGACCCGAAGGAGGAGGCGAUUUUCGAGCAGGGCGUCUCGAUUGAGUCAUUCAAUUUCUACCCUUCGGCCAUUGGAUAUGCGAAGGAGAAGGUCUUUAAGCCGAUGUUCGGUUUGACUACCAACGAAGAACGUGCGGCAGAGCAUCUUGAAACACUCAAUGCCAAGCUUGACGCGUACGACGUUCUCCUGGGCAAGCAGAAGUAUAUCGGCGGCAACGAAUACACCCUCGCCGACAUAUUCCACCUCGCUUAUGCACUUGCCGUCGUUGAGGCCGGUCAAGGCGGGCUCUUCGAGUCGCGUCCCAACGUGGCUAGGUGGUGGGAAGAGAUAUCGAACAGGAAAGCCUGGGUGGAUGUUAUUGAGAAGGGUGUGUAAGGGCUUUGCUAUCGUGUAGCAUAAGAAUACAUUGUUCGCAGAGCAAUGCUCGCAGUGUUUGCAGUAUGUUCGAACUGGG
This is a messenger RNA of Coniophora puteana RWD-64-598 SS2, 822 nucleotides long. Its product is annotated as glutathione S-transferase. Gene Ontology annotation, cellular component: cytoplasm. Lineage: Eukaryota; Fungi; Basidiomycota; Agaricomycetes; Boletales; Coniophoraceae. The coding region runs from base 105 to 743 and encodes 212 amino acids. The record is from RefSeq and is a predicted model, not a curated record. The transcript has 4 exons. Gene Ontology annotation, molecular function: glutathione binding; glutathione transferase activity.